AGCACAGAGAGACGGAGGUGGGCAGAGCAAACCGAGGGGCAGGAAGGACCGCACGCACGCGCUCACACGCGCUCACACACUCAAGGUUCAUUCUCAAAAGUCGGAUCUUUGACCAAGAGACAAACGAGAAGUGCGAGUUUAUAAGGCGACAUUUUUCCCGCAUCUCAUUUUGGACUUUGAGGCAUUCUUUUUUUCCCUUCUUUAAAAAAAAAAAGAACAACAACAAAUGAACUAGUGUCAUUUGUGGUUUGUGUGUGAGUAAGUGUAAGUGUGGUUUAGGAUGCGCGUCUUCUCCGGCCGCCCCAGUGCAGUCUGACGCAUCUCCCUCCGACCGGUCCCGUCUCACCGGGGAGCCUGCGCUCUCUGCUGAAAAACUCUGCCCGGCCUCUAUACUUUGGAUGCACCGGGAAUGGGGUCGCACCGUCGAGAGAGCGUGUCCGCACUUUGCAGAAAAAGUUUGCUUUGUACCGCGCUGGUACUCUGCCUGGCCACGUCCGUCCACGGGACGUGGAGGACGGGACUUUACAAAACACAUCCAGCCGGUGCGCAGUUGAGCAGAGACCAGCCGGCAGCCGCUCACACCUCAGUCUAUCACAAAAGGAACUGGUGUCCUCAUACAGUCACCAAGACGGUGACCUGCCAGGUGCAGAACGGGACAAUCCUCCAGCGGGUCUACCAGACGUGCCGCUGGCCACAGGGAUGCUCAGGAGGCAGCUACAAGACAGUGGUGAGGCCGUCAUACAAAGUGGUGUACCGCACUGUGACCUCGCUGGAGUGGAAAUGCUGUCCAGGAUUCAGCGGCGCAGCCUGCGAAGAAGAUGGAGCAAACAGGCUUGAUGCUCAGGAGGCAGGGAGGAAACUCUCCACGCUACGGCGCCCAGCUGCACGCACAGGGGAGCCAAUCUCUAAUUGUCUCAACUGCAGUCGACUCACAGCUUUGACUGACAGACUGAACUCACUGGAGACAAAGGUGCAGUCACUCACUGGACCGGCCGCCAUAUCACAUCGCCACCCUCAGGGAAAAGGGGGGACAGCUUCAGACACCUCAUUAUUGAUGGGAGCUGUGUCCACUCAGGGAGCUCUUGGUGAGCAGGGACCAGCAGGUCCUCAGGGUGAAAAAGGGAGAGACGGGCUUCCUGGUAGAGAUGGAAAGCCAGGGUCUCGAGGGAUGCCAGGUCCCAGUGGUCCUCGAGGGGACGUUGGUCCAAGGGGUCCAUCUGGAGCCCCUGGGUUUAAGGGAUCUCCAGGACCUGCAGGCCCUCGUGGUCCACCAGGGAUUCUGGGAGAAAGUGGUCUUCCAGGCCCACCUGGGCCUCCAGGCCCACCGGGCCCUCCUCUGCCAGCUGGUGCCUACAUCCCAGAACCAGAGCACAAUGCUGGAAAAGAUCCAUUCUUCACCAACACUUUCCAUGACUCCAGAGGUUUGCCUGUUCCAGGACCUCAGGGUCCUCCCGGACCUGUCGGUCCACCAGGUCUCAGAGGUCCAGUUGGCCCGUCCGGACCACCAGGACAGAACGGGAAACCUGGAUCCCCGGGUGUGCAGGGCCCUGUGGGGCCAAAGGGAGAACGCGGGGAGCGAGGUCCUUUAGGUUACCCGGGAGAGAGGGGCUUCCACGGCGAGUCGGGAGAACCAGGUCCCAAAGGAGAGCCAGGAGAGAAAGGCUUACCGGGGGACGGAAUACAUCAAAUCAGAGAGGCGCUGAAGAUCUUAGCUGAGAGGGUUUUAAUCCUCGAGACUAUGAUCGGUAUUCAUGAGCCUGAUCUAGGGUCUGGGGAUGGACCGUUUGGCACAACCUCCCCUAGUUUCUACAGAGAUAAGCGUGCAGGUGCACUUUCACAUCGACUUGCUUCCCCUCUGUCCUCCGACACCAAGAUUCAAGGGAAGUAGCAAACCCAGCUAACCCUGAGGAUCACAGACCGUGUCGACUUCCCCUCCUGUAGGUCUCAUCGUCACUCAACAGAUUCAGACCAUAUCUAGUCUCUGAUCUGGGCUUUAUCAUCAGAUUUAGGAUGGGGGACACCUCAGGGAAACUCCACUGAUACUCCAAAAUGCUCUCCCACGACCUGAGAACUAUUUUAACCCCCUCACCCAUCACUAUUACCAAACCCUUAGAAGAUUAUCCCAACAGCUGCUUAUGUAUUUCAUGCCUUUAGUUGCAGAACUAAAGACAAAAGAGCAAUAAACAUGUUUUUAAAAAGGAAAAUGUAGACAUUCAGUGGUGCUCCUCGUGCUACAAACAGUUCUGGAAAAUAAGGGUCAUUUACAAUCAAGUGAAGGAGAACUUUCUCCAUCAAGUGAAGGAGAAAUCAAUGUGAGAAAAUUUACUUGAUCUGUGUUUGUUUUGGUUUCACAAUAUAAUUGUGAAUUGCAGAGUCCAUUAUUUAAGUUUACUGAGCAUGUACAGUCAGCAGGACACAAUGACGUUGAUAAACUUCCUCUUCUAGUAUUCAUUUUGCUAAACUUCGAUCGUAUUGUUUAACUCAGUGUUAUGAAGUCAUCUCUAUCUAAGCUAUGUGUUUCUAAGUGAUUUGUAGUUUUCUGAUGUGACUUGUUUUUGUCCCUCUCGCAAUACACACUGUUAAGUGACUUACUAGCUUUUUGACAUUUAAUCUAUGUUGAAUAUGCACAAACAUUAGCAUUUAUGUUGUAUAAUUCUGCAAUCUAGAAACAAAUGUCUGUCUGUAAACGUGGCUGUCCAUUUCAGGAUCUUAAACAUGCUCGCUCUGUCUCACUCACACGCACACACAGAAUACUGAUAAAGGAACUUGAACAUAUUUUUACCACUGUUGUGUUGGUAAACUGCUUAAACUGUUCUGAUGAAAAUACUCAAAACAAUUGUGAAACUAUUUAAGUGGUAUUUUGGUUUAUAUUGUAAGUUGUAGUAUAACCAUUUCAUAUUUUUAUUCUUUUUUUUUUCUUGCAAAUGUGUUACUGUAUUAAGAUAAUCCUGUCAAGAUGACUGAUGUAAUUAAAUAUUGUUCAUUGUUUUUUUUUAUUAUUAUUAUGAUGAUUAUUUUAACAUGUCAGCAGUUUUCAUUUGUGGU
This is a messenger RNA of Cololabis saira (Pacific saury), 3045 nucleotides long. RefSeq names its product EMI domain containing 1 (gene emid1). The transcript is spliced from 16 exons. NCBI's taxonomy places the organism in Eukaryota, Metazoa, Chordata, Actinopteri, Beloniformes, Belonidae. Gene Ontology annotation, molecular function: protein binding. The record is from RefSeq and is a predicted model, not a curated record. The coding region runs from base 410 to 1888 and encodes 492 amino acids.